CCAGGGGGCCCAGCGGGAAGGGGUAUUGGGAUUAAGGUAACCGCAGUCUCCGCAAACAUGUCGGUUCUGAUAUCACAGAGUGUGAUCAAUUAUGUGGAGGAGGAAAACAUCCCGGCCCUGAAGGCACUUCUGGAGAAAUGCAAAGACGUGGACGAGAGAAACGAGUGCGGCCAGACCCCGCUGAUGAUAGCCGCUGAGCAGGGCAGCCUGGAGAUCGUGAAGGAGCUGAUCAAGAAUGGAGCCAACUGCAACCUGGAAGACCUGGAUAACUGGACAGCGCUUAUAUCGGCCUCCAAGGAAGGGCACCUGCACGUGGUGGAGGAGCUGCUGAAGUGCGGGGCGAACCUGGAGCACCGGGACAUGGGAGGAUGGACAGCUCUGAUGUGGGCCUGUUACAAAGGCCGCACUGAUGUGGUCGAGUUGCUGCUCUCGCAUGGAGCCAAUCCCAACGUCACUGGGCUGUACAGUGUCUACCCCAUCAUCUGGGCAGCAGGCAGAGGCCACGCAGACAUAGUGCAGCUGCUGCUGCAGAAUGGCGCCAAGGUCAACUGCUCCGACAAGUACGGAACCACCCCGCUGGUGUGGGCAGCGCGAAAGGGUCACCUGGACUGUGUGAAGCACCUCCUGGCCAUGGGCGCCGACGUGGACCAAGAAGGCGCCAAUUCAAUGACUGCACUUAUCGUGGCUGUAAAAGGAGGCUACACACAGUCAGUGAAAGAAAUCUUGAAGAGGAACCCAAAUGUGAACCUGACGGACAAGGAUGGCAACACGGCGCUGAUGAUUGCGUCCAAGGAGGGGCACACGGAGAUCGUGCAGGACCUGCUGGAUGCCGGCACCUACGUGAACAUCCCCGACAGGAGUGGGGACACCGUGCUGAUCGGCGCCGUCAGAGGCGGCCACGUGGAAAUCGUCCGCGCGCUGCUCCAGAAGUACGCGGACAUCGACAUUCGAGGGCAGGACAAUAAAACUGCUCUGUACUGGGCUGUUGAGAAAGGGAACGCGACCAUGGUGAGAGACAUCUUACAGUGCAACCCUGACACGGAAAUAUGCACAAAGGACGGCGAGACGCCGCUGAUAAAGGCGACCAAGAUGCGGAACAUCGAGGUGGUGGAGCUGCUGCUGGACAAAGGGGCGAAAGUGUCUGCCGUGGACAGGAAAGGAGACACCCCUCUGCACAUCGCCAUCCGCGGGAGGAGCCGGAAACUGGCCGAGCUGCUCCUGAGAAACCCCAAGGACGGCCGGCUGCUGUACCGGCCCAACAAGGCGGGCGAGACGCCCUACAACAUCGACUGCAGCCACCAGAAGAGCAUCUUGACUCAGAUAUUCGGAGCCCGACACUUGUCUCCCACGGAAACGGACGGCGACAUGCUGGGCUACGACCUGUACAGCAGCGCCCUGGCGGACAUCCUCAGCGAGCCGACCAUGCAGCCACCCAUCUGCGUGGGGCUGUACGCGCAGUGGGGCAGCGGCAAGUCCUUCCUCCUCAAGAAGCUGGAGGAUGAAAUGAAGACCUUCGCGGGGCAGCAGACCGAGCCCCUCUUCCAGUUCUCCUGGCUGGUCGUGUUCCUGACGCUGCUGCUCUGCGGGGGCCUGGGCCUGCUGGUCGCCUUCACGGUCGACCUGACCCUCGGAGUGGCCGUGUCGCUGAGCUGCCUGGCGCUGCUGUACAUAUUCUUCACCGUCAUUUACUUUGGUGGCCGGAGGGAAGGCGAGAGCUGGAACUGGGCCUGGGUGCUGAGCACCAGGCUGGCCAGGCACAUCGGCUACUUGGAGCUGCUGCUCAAGCUGAUGUUUGUGAACCCGCCCGAGCUGCCCGAGCAGACCACGAAGGCUUUGCCCGUGAGGUUCCUGUUCACGGAUUACAACCGCCUGUCCAGCGUCGGCGGGGAGACGUCCAUGGCCGAGAUGAUCGCCACCCUCUCGGACGCCUGCGAGCUGAGCCGUCGUCCCGCAGGGAAGAGGAAGUGGAAGAAGACGUGCUGCCUUCCGUCCUUCGUCAUCUUCCUGUUCGUGCUGGGCUGCGUGGUUGCGGGCGUCACGCUCCUGGCCAUCUUCCGGGUGGACCCGAAGCACCUGACCGUGCGCCGCUCAGAAUGCGCCGCCCUCAGUGCAUCUCUCUCUCACGCGCAGGUUCUCAAGUGCGAGGUGGAGCUGAUGGCCAGGAUGGCCAAGACCAUCGACAGCUUCACGCAGAACCAGACGCGGCUGGUGGUCAUCAUCGACGGGCUGGACGCCUGCGAGCAGGACAAAGUGCUGCAGAUGCUGGACACGGUCCGAGUGCUGUUCUCCAAAGGGCCGUUCAUCGCCAUCUUCGCGAGCGACCCGCACAUCAUCAUCAAGGCCAUCAACCAGAACCUCAACAGCGUGCUGCGCGACUCCAACAUCAACGGCCACGACUACAUGCGCAACAUCGUGCACCUGCCCGUGUUCCUCAACAGCCGCGGGCUGAGCAGCGCCAAGAAGUACCUCGUCGCUUCUACCACCAACGGGGACAUCCCCUGCCCGGACGCCGCAGGGGCACAGGACGACGCCGACAGGAGAGUCUCACAGAUCAGCCUCGGAGAUAUGACAAAGUUUGGCAGCAAGACGGCCCUCAAUAGACGGGACACGUACCGCCGGAGGCAGAUGCAGCGGACCAUCACGCGGCAGAUGUCCUUCGACCUGACAAAGCUGCUGGUGACGGAGGACUGGUUCAGUGACAUCAGCCCGCAGACCAUGCGGAGGCUCCUCAAUAUUGUGUCCGUGACAGGGCGGCUGCUGAGAGCCAAUCAGAUCAGUUUUAACUGGGACCGCCUUGCCAGCUGGAUCAACCUCACAGAGCAGUGGCCGUACCGCACGUCCUGGCUCAUCCUGUACCUGGAGGAGACGGAAGGGAUUCCGGAUCAGAUGACGCUGAAAACCAUCUAUGAAAGAAUCUCAAAGAACAUUCCGACGACUAAGGACGUGGAGCCGCUGCUGGAGAUAGACGGGGACAUCAGGAACUUCGAAGUGUUCUUGGCUUCGCGGACGCCCGUGCUGGUGGCUCGAGACGUGAAGACCUUCCUGCCCUGCACCGUGAACCUGGACCCCAAGCUGCGGGAGAUCAUCGCCGAUGUCCGUGCCGCGAGAGAGCAGAUUAACAUCGGCGGCCUGGCGUAUCCCCCGCUGCCCUUGCACGAAGCUGCCCCCCGGCCCGCGUCCGGCUACAGCCAGGCCCCGUCCGUCUGCUCCUCGUCCACCUCCUUCAACGGCCCCUUCGCAGGGGGGGUGGUGUCCCCACAGCCGCACAGCAGCUACUACAGCGGGAUGACGGGGCCCCAGCACCCCUUCUACAACAGGCCAUUCUUUGCCCCAUACCUUUACACGCCACGGUAUUACCCUGGCGGUUCCCAACAUCUCAUCUCACGUCCAACAGUAAAAUCGAAUUUGUCCAGAGAUCAGAGCAAUGGCCUAGAGGUUAUCAAGGAGGACGCUGCGGAGGGGCUCGCCUCGCCCACCGCCCCCCCGAGGGGGCCGGGCCCCGCACCCGGCGCAGGGUCGCUGAGCGCCAUGACCGUGGACGCCGUGUGCGAGCGGCUGAAGCAGAUCGAGGGGCUGGAGCCGAGCAUGCUGCCCCAGUACUGCCGUCCUUGUCCUCAGGCCAACAUCAACGGGCGCGUGCUGGCGCAGUGCAACAUGGACGAGCUGAAGAAGGAGAUGAACAUGAAUUUCGGAGACUGGCAUCUCUUUAGAAGCACAGUGCUGGACAUGAGGAGCGCGGAGCACCAGGUGGCCGCGGAGGACCUCCGCCUCCUCAACGAGAGCAACAGCGGCCCCGCCCCCCAGGGGGAGGCAGCGCGGAGGCCCCCCCACGAGCUGCCGCACACCGAGCUCUCGGGCCAGGCCCCCUACACCCUCAACUUCAGCUUCGAGGAGCUGAACACACUGGGCCUGGACGAGGGCGCCCCGCGGCCCAGCAACCUCAGCUGGCAGUCGCAGACGCGCAGAACCCCCAGUCUCUCGAGCCUCAACUCCCAGGACUCCAGCAUUGAGAUCUCCAAGCUGACGGACAAGGUGCAGGCCGAGUACCGAGACGCCUAUAGGGAGUACAUUGCGCAGAUGUCGCAGUUAGAAGGGGGGCCGGGCUCCACGGCCGUCAGUGGCAGGUCCUCCCCCCACAGCACAUGCUACCUGGGGCCCAGCUCCUCGGGGGGCUCCAUCCACUCCACCCUGGAGCCGGAGAAGAGCAAGGACCUGGAUUACUCCUCGUCCGGGGUCUCCACCAGCGACGCCUCCCCCCUGGACCCCAUCACCGAAGAGGACGAGAAGUCCGACCAGUCCGCCAGCAAGCUCCUCCCGGGCAGGAAGUCCUCAGAGAGGCCCAGUCUCUUCCCGACGGACCUGAAGCUCAAGGGCGGGGGCCUGCGCUACCAGAAGCUGCCCAGCGACGAGGACGAGUCUGGCCCGGAAGAGUCCGACCACACGCCCCUGCUCCGUGACGACAAGGACAGGAAGGCCGAGGCCCGGGCGGAGAGGGCGCCCCGGUCCCCGGAGCGCAGCGCCGAGCCCAUCCGCACCUUCAUCAAGGCCAAGGAGUACCUGUCAGACGCCCUGCUCGACAAGAAGGACUCGUCCGACUCGGGCGUGCGCUCCAGCGAGAGCUCCCCCAACCACUCGCUGCACAACGAGGCGGGCGACGCGCGGCUGGAGAAGGCCAACCUCAUCGAGCUGGAGGAGGACGGCCCGGGCCGGCGGGGGCUGCCGCGCAGCCUGGGCUGCCUCCCCUCCCAGUGCAGCCUGAUGGCCAGCAGCCCCGAGGAGGGCUGGCCCGCCGGCCCGAAGGCCUUCAACCUCAACCGCACGCCCAGCACCGUGACCCUCAACAACAACAGCGCCCCGGCCGAGAGGGAGGGGCCCCGGGACACGGCCCCGGUCCUCCUGCGGCCCAGCUCCAGCUCCACGGCCCUGCAGAACGAAAACCUGAGGGGCCUGGCGCCCAAGCGGGGCCCGCGGGCGAGCUACGCACGGCUCUCCACGGAGUCCUCCGAGCUCCUGGCCGUGGCCACUGCCGACAGCACCGGCUUCGGGGAGGAGAGGGAAAGCAUCCUUUAGGGAGCCCCGCAGGAUGGCGCCACGAGGUGUCACAGCUGACCGGGUUGUGGGGCGAGGGCACCCUCCCAUUCGCCUCCGUGAUGCGCGGCCGUGGGGGAAGGACACGCUCCGCACCACAGGAGGGGCCGCUGCCGGUCAGCCUGCCUCGUGGCCUUAGUAAUAGAAGCUCUUGGACUCACUGUUGUUAUAACUUCCAUUGGCACAAACCCACACAAAUGUUUGAGACGAUCUGAGUACAAAGAUGGGUCGGUGUCUUACCUGCAUGCAAAGGCUGUCAUUUGCAGAGAAAAUGGCCCCCUCGGGCCGCUCCCGUAGAACAUGCGCUCCCAGGUGUUGGAGGGGAGCUCGCUGUCAGGUGAACCAGAGCCCAGUUUGCUUUUAGGGGAAAAGAUAAGGACGGACGGGCACGGAGGAGCCCAGAGCCUGACGGCAGAUGGAGAGCUAGCGCAGCGACACCCCCUCAGUAGUCAGGUGCUUAUCAAAGGGUUUUUAACUUUAUGUGGAAAAUACAUGAUAAAAGGGCGUCAGAACUGAUAACAAAGUGGGUCCAGAGCCCCAAAGUAGCGCCUCAGGAGCUGCGGUGCGGCCUGUAGGGCGGGGCGUAACCUCCCCACGAUCUGGACACUCUUCUCUCCGGUCUCAGACCAGCUCCCAGCACGGCCACCGGCCCGGGACCCUCCUGUCUGCCCUGUAACUUCAAAUUGUGAGCCCAGUGUCCCUCCGCCCCUGGCAGUGAGGAGGAACCUGACCUCUUCUCAGGGGAGUAGGAGCUCAGCAGUGCUCAUGGCUGAGAGCAGGAGGAAGUGGUGCGUCAGGGCAGUGACAUUUAGGCAGAACUCGCCCUGCCUCCCGUUCCAGGGCGGAGCUGAGAAACUUCAUCUUCUAAAUCCGCAUGUUAAUUCUGGGGGAUCCUAAGAAGGAAGAAUGUUUUAAAAAGUUGAACAACAUACAAAGCAAGGGUGGCAAGAGGGCGAAGCUGGUGUGGCUGUGGCCGGGCACGGCUGUGGGCAGAGGAGGAGGGCAUUGGAGGUUCCAUGGCGGGAGGCCCCCUCCCCCGCCAGCGUGGUGUCUCUAACCCCGUAGAUGAAUUCUUGCAGGUCGCUGGUUGCGAGAAGUUAGAUGUAACUGUAGGUGUGUGAUUACCUGGAUCUAGUGUCACACUGUGAUGGUCUCUCUUCACGACCUUCACUCAUGUGCUGAAUAAGUUCUUAGCUUGACAAGUCAUUGCACGACUGGUUGCUGUUUGGGGUCUCACUGCCCGAGGCUCAAGUGUCUAACUUUUUCUCAUGUGUUUCUGUUGCUCGACCCCAGCAGUGUUCUAGCCAGUCGGGAGCACUAGCGCGUUAGGGUUUCUGUGUGUGUUAGCUGCAGGGCUGUGUAGUCAGUGGUUAUUUCAGAGGCAGAGCUGUUCCCUUCCGACGAGCAGACCCGCUCAGUGGCGCUGUCGGGGUUAUGCUGCUUGUGAUGCUCCCACUGGUAUUCGGUGCACGAAAAACUAGAAAAAUAAAGAAUAUCGCAUGCUA
Myotis davidii is the source of this 6593-nucleotide messenger RNA. RefSeq names its product kinase D-interacting substrate 220kDa (gene KIDINS220). The transcript has 32 exons. Gene Ontology annotation, molecular function: protein binding. NCBI's taxonomy places the organism in Eukaryota, Metazoa, Chordata, Mammalia, Chiroptera, Vespertilionidae. The record is from RefSeq and is a predicted model, not a curated record. Bases 58 to 5070 code for a protein of 1670 amino acids.